This is a messenger RNA of Sceloporus undulatus (fence lizard), 2045 nucleotides long. It is a transcript of the gene CREBZF, whose product is annotated as CREB/ATF bZIP transcription factor. Gene Ontology annotation, biological process: regulation of DNA-templated transcription. The record is from RefSeq and is a predicted model, not a curated record. NCBI's taxonomy places the organism in Eukaryota, Metazoa, Chordata, Lepidosauria, Squamata, Phrynosomatidae. The transcript has 3 exons. The coding region runs from base 454 to 1302 and encodes 282 amino acids. Gene Ontology annotation, molecular function: DNA-binding transcription factor activity.
CACAUCCGCGGGGCCCCGUGCCCCUAACCCUAGCGGACGCAAUGCAGUAUAAGUGCAUCGAUUCUACAGGCUCAACACGCGGCUGUAUCUUUGGAAAACGGGCACCGAAAGGCCUCUCUGCGCCUCGGCCGCCAUUUUGUCUCCGUCGCCUCCGUCCUCGGCGCCUCAGUCCCGAGGCCACUGCGCAUGUGCGGCGGGAGGAGCGCCGCCGCUGGGCCUGGUCUUGGCGGCGGCCAUUUUGUCGGAGUGUCGCUGGCGGAGGCCCUGAUUCAGGGGGAGCGAGGAGAGAGUCACUUCUUCUUCCCUCACAAAACCCGGGCUCCUUGGUCCCGCGCGGGGGCUCAGUAAGACCCGGCCGGGGGCGAAGGAGGAGGACGGAGGCGUCUCGGGGCUGAGCCAGGGCCCGGCGGCCUCCCUCCCUCCCUCCCCGGGGCCUCCUGGGCCGCCAUCAUCAUGCGCCACAGCCUGGCCCAGCUCCUGGCCUCUCCGCCCGGCAACGGCAGCCCGGAGAGCGCCGGGAGCCCCGAGGAGGCCGAGCCCAGGCACGAGGCGGCCUUCUUUCACUUCGGCGGCGCCGAGGAGGAGGGCCUCCUUUCCGCGUCGGAGCUGGAGCUGGACUGGCUGGAGGCCUUGGCGGGCGGAGGAGGGCCCGCUCUCCCGGCCCCGGAGGCCUCGCCCAGGAGGCCGAGCAGCCACCGCCUGAAGGCCGCCGCCGCCGCCCGCCUCAACCGCCAGAAGAAGAAGCAGUACGUCUCGGGGCUGGAGGCGCGGCUGCAGAGCCUGGCCUCCGAGAACCGGCGCCUGAAGGAGCGCAACCGAGGCCUCUGCCGCCGCCUGCGGGGCCUGGAGCGGGAGACCGGGUACCUGAGGGCCGUGCUGGCCAACCAGAGCGCCGUGGGGAGGCUGCUGGGGCGCCUGGCCGGGGGAGCGGGGCUGAGGGUCCGCAGCAGCCUCUUGGAGGACGGAGAGAGGCGGCUUCCCUGGGGGAGCAGCGACCACGACUACGCCUUGCCUGUCCCCGUCGAGGAAGAGAUGGAGGACGGAGAGGACGAGGAGGAGGAGGAGGAGGAGAUGGAGGACACAAGAGGGCCGGCUGCGCCGUCUCUUUCUUCUUCCAGUGGGAUCUGCCUCCAUGUGGACCAGGACCAGGUCUCUGUGGAGUUCUGCGCCAUUUGCGCCAGGAGGGCGGCCAGCUUCUCCUUUGCAGAGGCCUCCGAUGCUGCUGCUGCUGCUGCUGCUUCUUCCUCCAAAAUUUUCUCUUUUAGGUGCUUGCCCUGCCAGGCUCCGUUGUGUAGGGGUUAAAAGAAAAGUCGUUUUCCACCUCGCAACCUGUGGAUACAGCUGUCUUGGGGCAGAAGAGACGGGACCAGCUGCUGCCACACUUCCUGCUUUGUUUUAAAAGGUAGUAUGAGAAAAAGGGGGGAAAGGUAACAGGGCAUUUGCUGGAUUUACUUUAAAUCCACGCCAGAGUAAUGUGAAUGACUGAGUAACUAAUCCAGCCUAUCAAGAACAUUAGUACAGUACUAUUGUGAAGAGUAACAUGGUAAAAAGCAUACAUUUUCUCACUUAUCAGUUUGCUGUAUAUUCAUAUUGCCAUCUGAUGGGCUAAAUCCUUCUUUCACUAAGCAUAGUGAAGACCACCAGCUUUAUCUUAGUGGUGAAUUUUGUGAGUUAAAUCUAGGUUCUGCUAAUUGAUAUGAAUGUGAGCAUUGAUAAUUUGCUGUGGUAUAUUUGCCCUCAAUACAAGAUGAAUCACACCUUUUCUAAAGGUCGGAACCAGAGAGUAAUCCUUUUGCUGGUUAGUAUCUAGAGCAUCAUAAUCUGUUCACUGUUAAUAGAAUCCCUUUUAAGAAGGUCCUUUUAAGAUAGAUACCUGUGUCAAUGGUUGGCAGACUGAACAUAAGUGUCACUUAUGGAAACUAUGUCAGGGAGGUUUUUUGUAGUUUUGUUCAGUAUUCUGCACAUUAUUUUUUGGAUGGGAGCAGUUUAUCAUCCUUGUUCCCUAAUGAUUGUGACUUUUUAUAUUUUAAUUUCUUAGUAUUAUU